AUGGCGCCCUCACUAGCAUCAACGCCUACAGCGUCGGUGGAAACGAAGGUCGACCGCAGAGUCGCUCAGUCUCCAGGAGAUGCUGAAGAUACAGAGGCUAUGGCCGCCAUGGCUCACAGGCGGCGAAGGCUCCCUGGCAUCCCACAAUUCCUUUCUGCGGCUGCACAGCGACAGUGGCAACUGGAACAUAUGGCUGGCGCCUUCCGUGUCUUUGCCCGCGAAGGCUACGCCGAAGGCAUAUCUGGUCAUAUCAGCGUGCGCGAUCCCGAGCACGAAGAUCGAUUCUGGAUCAACCCUCUCGGUGUGCACUUUGGUCUGAUGAAGGCGAGCGAUAUGAUCUGCGUCAACUUGGCAGGUGAAGUCGUCGGUGGCAACAUGGAAGGCUCGAUAAACGCAGCCGGCUUUCAAAUUCACAGCUCCGUGCACAAAGCACGAAGGGACGUGCAUGCCAUCUGCCACACACAUUCAGUACAUGGUCGCGCGUACUCAGCAUUCGCGAAGCCGCUGGAAAUGAUCAAUCAAGAUGUGUGCUACUUCUACAAGGCUCAUGCAGUAAGGGAGAAGAUUGCUGAAAGCCUCGGCGAUGGCAAGGCGUGUAUCCUCAUGAACCACGGACUUUUGACCGUUGGGCAGACGGUGGAUGAGGCUGCCUUUUUAUUUUGCCUGAUGGAAAGAAGCUGCAAGGUUCAGAUGCUUGCCGACAGCACUGGUCAUAAGAAGCACUUUGUUAGUGAUGCUGAGGCUGCGUAUAACUUCCGCAUGGCGAGUACUCCGAGUGCAUUAUACACUGAGUUUCAACCACAUUACCAACUCGAAGAAGCGCUUGCCAAUCCUCCGUUCAAGCAAUGA
This is a messenger RNA of Cyphellophora attinorum, 849 nucleotides long. RefSeq lists its product as uncharacterized. Lineage: Eukaryota; Fungi; Ascomycota; Eurotiomycetes; Chaetothyriales; Cyphellophoraceae. The record is from RefSeq and is a predicted model, not a curated record. Gene Ontology annotation, cellular component: cytoskeleton. The transcript has 3 exons. Gene Ontology annotation, molecular function: actin filament binding. Bases 1 to 849 code for a protein of 282 amino acids.